Molecule: messenger RNA, 315 nt
Organism: Rangifer tarandus platyrhynchus (Svalbard reindeer)
Lineage: Eukaryota; Metazoa; Chordata; Mammalia; Artiodactyla; Cervidae
Source: the annotation of a GenBank genome assembly
AUGCCCCUGAGGAAUUGCUCUCACUGUGAGAGUGCAAAACUAAUUUCCCCAGACAAGCGCUAUUGCCGGUUCCCAAGAGGGCUUGGAAAGAUCCCCGCAGGAAUAUUCAGGGGUUUCCAAAUCUCUUCAGCCCAGCAGCUGGACACGCAGACACUGACCAUCAAAACCUUCUUGGUGAGUGGACACACUUCCUUCUUCACGGAUCGGCCUUCUUUGGCAAAUCUCAGCCCCCGUGUUAAGGAGGCUUUGGACAUGAGCCACAGAAUGCACAACCAUGAACUCAGUGCAGACACAACAUGCGUACACGUUCUCUAG